This is a messenger RNA of Hypomesus transpacificus, 6406 nucleotides long. It is a transcript of the gene myo3a, whose product is annotated as myosin IIIA. Gene Ontology annotation, biological process: protein phosphorylation. The record is from RefSeq and is a predicted model, not a curated record. The transcript has 35 exons. Gene Ontology annotation, cellular component: myosin complex. NCBI's taxonomy places the organism in Eukaryota, Metazoa, Chordata, Actinopteri, Osmeriformes, Osmeridae. The coding region runs from base 50 to 5545 and encodes 1831 amino acids. Gene Ontology annotation, molecular function: protein kinase activity; ATP binding; protein binding.
UCUGGUCACUAUCUCUGUUGUUCUUCCUCACCAAAGAAGGAGAUCUCUGAUGAAGAUGUUUCCACAAUCAGGGAAAUCCAUCGUCUUCGACAACUUCCCAGAUCCGUCCGACACCUGGGAGAUCAUCGAGACUAUCGGGAAAGGGACUUAUGGGAAAGUCUACAAGGUGCUGAACAAGAUCGAUGGGAGCAAAGCUGCCGUCAAGAUCCUAGACCCCAUCCAUGAUAUAGAUGAGGAGAUUGAAGCAGAGUACAACAUCCUCAAGGCCCUCUCAGACCAUGCUAAUGUGGUCAAGUUCUUUGGGAUGUACUACAUGAAGGACGUGAAAAAUGGCGACCAGUUGUGGCUAGUACUGGAGCUCUGCAAUGGAGGCUCGGUAACAGAUUUGGCCAAAGGAAUGCUGAAGAGAGGGGACAGGAUGGAUGAGCCUGUUAUUGCCUACAUCCUACACGAGGCCCUUAUGGGGUUACAACACCUGCAUAUAAACAAGACCAUCCACCGUGAUGUCAAAGGCAACAACAUCCUGCUCACCACACAAGGAGGAAUAAAACUGGUGGACUUUGGUGUCUCCGCCCAGCUGACCAACACUCGUCUCCGUAGAAACACAUCGGUGGGAACUCCGUUCUGGAUGGCGCCCGAGGUGAUCGCCUGUGAGCAGCAGCUAGACUCCACUUACGACGCUCGCUGUGAUGUUUGGUCUCUGGGGAUCACAGCCAUAGAGCUUGGAGAUGGAGAUCCGCCCCUUUCUGACCUCCAUCCAAUGAGAGCUCUCUUCAAAAUCCCCAGAAAUCCACCACCCACCCUCCACCAACCUGAGCUGUGGUCGGAUUACUUUAAUGACUUCAUCUGCAAAUGUCUGAUAAAGGACUUUGAGCUGAGACCGAAUGUCCUAGAUCUGUUCCAGCAUGCCUUCAUCAAACAGAUUGUUGGCCGAGAGAGGAUCCUGCAGAAACAGCUGAUGGAGUUCAUAGACCUCAACCAGCAGAUAGGCAUCACUGGGAAAACAAGACAUGAGCGUAUUCACACGAAGAAAGGCAGCUACAUGAAUUCAUCAAGCCCCACCCCCAAUGAAGUGGACGACCUUGCGACCCUGGAGGUGCUUGAUGAGAAUGCCGUGACAGAGCAGCUUCAGGGUCGCUACACAGUGGACCACAUCUACACGUAUGUGGGAGACAUCCUCAUCGCUGUCAACCCUUUCCACAAGAUGGACAUCUACGGCUCCGAGUACACUAAGAUGUACAUAGGGGCCAAGCGCACUGCCAACCCUCCACAUAUCUUUGCCGUUGCAGACAUUGCUUACCAGUCCAUGGUGACAUACAAUGCAGAUCAGUGCAUCGUAAUUAGCGGGGAGAGUGGAGCAGGGAAGACAGAGAGUGCCCACCUGCUGGUCCAGCAGCUCACUGUGCUGGGCAAGGCCAACAAUAGGACCCUGCAGGAAAAGAUUCUGCUGGUCAACAACUUGGUGGAGGCUUUUGGGAACGCUUGCACGGCGAUCAACGACAACUCCAGCCGCUUUGGGAAGUAUCUGGAGAUGAAGUUCACAAGCGGGGGAACCGUCGUCGGAGCACAGAUAUCGGAAUACCUUCUGGAGAAAUCCCGCGUGAUUCACCAGGCUGUGGGGGAGAAGAACUUCCACAUCUUCAACUACAUCUACGCUGGUCUGGCUGAGAGGAAGAAGCUAGCCCACUACAAGCUCUCGGACAGCAAAACCCCCAAGUAUCUGUGCAACGAGCAUAUUAAAUUAGGGCCUGACAUUGUGAGCAGCACCUUCUACAAGGAGCAAUUUGAUGCGGUGGAGCAGUGUUUCAAAGUCAUUGGUUUUACUCUGGAGGAACUGGGCAGCGUGUACAGCACCCUGGCUGCCAUCUUGAAUUCAGGGGACAUUGAAUUUGCCUCCGUGGUGUCUGAGCACCAAACCGACAAGAGUAACAUCUCCAACAUUGCUGUCCUGGAGAACGCGGCCUCCCUGCUGUGCAUCCGCUCAGACGAGCUCCAGGAGGCCCUGACGUCCCACUGCGUGGUGGCUCGCGGGGAGACCAUCGUCCGGCCCAACACGGUGGAGAAGGCCUCUGAGGUGAGGGACGCCAUGGGCAAGGCCCUGUAUGGACGCCUCUUCAGCUGGAUCGUCAACCGCAUCAACAGCCUGCUGCGACACGACAGCCAGCAGGGGGAGGAGGAGGACAAGGGUCUGAACAUUGGCAUCCUGGACAUCUUUGGCUUCGAGAACUUCAAGAAGAAUUCUUUCGAGCAGCUCUGCAUCAACAUUGCCAACGAGCAGAUCCAGUUUUACUUCAACCAGCACAUAUUCGCCUGGGAGCAGGAUGAGUACCUGAACGAGGAUGUGGAUGCCCGGGUGAUAGAGUACGAGGACAACCGGCCUCUCCUGGAUCUGUUCCUGCAGAAGCCCAUGGGCAUGCUUUCUCUGCUGGACGAGGAGAGCCGCUUCCCUCAGGCCACCGACCAGACGCUCGUAGAAAAGUUUGAAGACAACCUGAAGUCCAAGAACUUCUGGAGACCAAAGAGAGUAGACCUUGGCUUCGGCAUUCACCACUAUGCUGGAAAGGUGAUUUAUAACGCUGGAGGCUUCCUGGCUAAAAACAGAGAUACUCUCCCUGCUGAUAUAGUUCUCCUGCUGAGGUCCUCAGAAAAUGAGCUGAUCCGCAAACUGGUCACCCAUCCUCUCACUAAGACUGGCAACUUGGCCCACACCAAGGGGAAAGCCAUGACCACAGCCCAUACGCUUCGAACCCCUCAACGCACCAUUAAUUUUGCCAAGGGGGAGCCUGGAGAGAGCAGCCAUCACCCUAGAGAGACCACCAACAUGCGGACACAGACCGUGGCUUCCUACUUCAGAUACUCUCUAAUGGACCUGCUCUCCAAGAUGGUGGCUGGACAGCCUCACUUUGUACGCUGCAUCAAGCCCAACAACGACCGGCAGGCAAGCAAGUUUGACCGGGAGAAGGUUAUGGUGCAGCUGCGCUACACCGGGGUAUUGGAGACAGCUAAGAUCCGCAGACAGGGAUACUCACAUCGUAUUGUCUUUGCCAACUUCAUCAAGAGAUACUUCAUUUUGGCUUUCCGUGCCCAUGAGGAGCCGGCUGCCACCCCAGAGACAUGUGCAGUCAUCCUGGAGAAAGCAAAGCUAGAGAACUGGGCCCUGGGCAAAACAAAGGUGUUCCUAAAAUACUACCAUGUGGAACACCUAAACCUGAUGGUGCGACACACAACAGAUCGCAUCGUUCUGGUUCAGGCUUACGUCCGGGGCUGGAUGGGAGUCAAGCGGUACCGCCGCACCCUGGAGAGCAGAGAGCAGAGUGCUAUGGUCCUCCAGUCAGCUUACAGAGGGCAUAAAGUUCGGAAAAGAGUUGCUGAUGAUAAAAGCAAAGCCAAGUUUGAGGCCUUCAUCAUCCGGUUUCAGGCUGUUUGUCGAGGAUACCUCGCUAAAAAGAUCUACAAGCAGCUGGUGGACGAGAAGAACAAAGCAGCUGCCAAGAUCCAGGCUCAUUACAGAGGACACAAGGAGAGGAAAAGCUUCAAAAGAAAAAAGGAGGCUAAACAGAAAGAGAAGGCCCAGGUAGCCGUGGAAGAGGAGGUAAAGGCGAGUCCCUCUACUCCCGGCGCCGGAGAGGAAGGUGAGGAAGACGAGGCCAAGGCUGCCGUGGUCCUCCAGAGUAACUACCGAGGCUACAAGGAGAGGAAGAAGCUCCGGGAGCGCCACAAGACCAGGAGCGGAGAUGAGUUGUUGCUGCCGCCACCCGCAGACGCGGAGCGAGACGCCAGCGGACUGGAGCCUGUUAUUCCGGAGGAGGAAGAGGAGGACGACCCGUCCGCCGUCGCGGAAGGGAAGGAGCGAGUGGGGGCCGAAGGGCCCUUGGAGGAGGACGACAGCGACGACGGCACGGAGAAGGCCGAGGAAGACGAGGACGACGAGGAACACACGGAAGUGGGCGAAGAGAUCGACGUCGAGGACGCCGAAGACGUCGCGGACGAGGGGGAUGCGGAGAAGGAGGACGGGGAGCGAGAGGGAGGCGAGGAAGGAGAGGUGGGGGCCGAAGAGGAAGAGGUCCACCCCGAGCAGGAAGCCAAGGCGGCGACGGUCCUUCAGAGCAACUUCAGGGGUCACAGAGAGAGGAAGAAGCUGGAGGAGGAAGGGAAGAUCCCAGCUAGAAAGCAGAAAGGGAAGAGUCCCCCGGCAGAGGGAGAGCAGUCCGCGACAGAGCGGCCAGCUGACGUGGAGAAGACAAAAGAGGAGGAGACGCCAGGCAUGUCGGCGGGCGGAGGAGAGCAGGGGCCGGUGGAGGAGGAGGCCAAGGCGGCUGUGGUCCUACAGAGCAACUUCAGAGGCCACAAGGAGCGCAAGCGGCUCGAGGAGGAAGGAAAGAUCCCCAAGAAGAAGAAGAAGAAAGAGGCCGCUUCUCAAGACCCUCCGAGGGUGGAGGUCGUUCCGGAGGAGGAGGAAGGAGGGCCCGAGCCCCAAGAAGGCGCGCCUGCCGACGGCCAGGCCGAGGUGGACGAAGAGAAAGCGGCGACGGUGCUUCAGAGCAACUUCAGAGGACACCGAGACAGAAAGAGGCUGAGGGCGGGGAGGGAAGGAGGGGAGAAGACGACAAGGGUGGAGCCGGUGGCCGAUGAGCCGACGACGGAAGGCAACCGGGAAGAGGAAGAGACGCUCGAGGUCACCGACGUCCAGCUGGAUCACAAAGGGGAGAGCGAGUCCCAGACGGACGGGGACACGUUCGAGGAGGAGCAGGCCGCCGUGAAGAUCCAGAGCCAGUUCAGAGGCCACAAAGACAGGAAGAACCUGAAAGCCUCCAAGGCCACCGCUCAGAGAGCGGCGGAGGAGGUGGAGGACUUCUCUAAAGAGAUUACGAAGGUUUCCCAGGACUACGUGAACCUCCAGCAGAAGCUAAACGAGAUCAUCCUGGCCCAUCAGUCCAAUCCUGACAGCAACGGCAUGUUCGUGAAGGGAAACGCAGUCAAUGGCCUCCCUGUCAAACAGCCAUCAGUAGAUUUGAAGGUACAGCGAACUCCUCGCAGAACCCAGCAACCAAAGACGCUGAACACUCCAGAAGACGCCACAUAUUACAAUCUGAUUCACAGGUCUGUCCAGGAUGACAAACGCCGGCCGAGGAAACAAGGUCCUGGGAAGCUGCUGGACGUGGAUGACCAGUACUACCAGGGCCUCUCCAGCAGUCCCAAGGAGAGACGCGCCUCCACCGCCUCUUCCAGGAAGACGUCUGUGGAGAGGAGGCCUUCGACGGACCGCCGGCGCUCCACCGACAGGAGAGCGUCCAGGGACCGGAGGCAGCUGACGGAGCAGAGGCAGGUGGCCGAGAGGAGGCAGUCUAUGGAGAGGAGGCCGUCGAGAGAGAGGGCACUUUCUGAACCCGAGUCCCCCAAACCAGCCAAAGACAAACGCCGCGCCGACAGGCACUCCGUUCCCAGAAUGCCCUCCACCGAGAGCCAGACGGAGGACAAUCCGUACGACUACCGACGGCUGCUGAGGAAGACCUCCCAGAGACGGAGGCUCAUCAAGCAUUACUGAACACAAGACCUUGACUCCCCCCCCUCACACACACACACACACACACACAGCCACCUGACAGAAGUCCUGAAGGGUUCCAGCAGCAUCACCCACCGUUUGUCCAAAUGUGCCAUGAUACUUUACAACAACACGAUCUGGGAUACAGUGAUGACCACGGACGUCGACCCAGCUAGGUCAACCAGGGAUCUUAAACCUGCUGAAGUGUCUGAAUGGUCUCAGCUCCUUAUGUCAUUAUCAGAAGUUUGAAAAAUGUCUCAACAGACGGUAUGUCAUGUUGAAGGGGAUACGUACAUUCUAGGUACAUGGUGUUGGGAACAGGAAAACUGUAUAACUGCAUUUGUAAAUACCCUGUGCAUUCAGCGUGUAUGUGCUGAAUGUCUUCCUCUGUCGUUAAAUCUUAACUUCAAGCCUAACAUACUAUAGGCUUCUAGUAUGUUAAUGAAUUUUGUGACAAGCUGAUUGUAAAAGGUCAACUAGAAGUGUGUUGUGGAGGGGAAAGUUAGGCUCUUGGUAAACUGCCUUGCUGUUGUGUGUCAAUCCGAUGAAAGUUUAUCCAUCUCACUGUGCUUAAGACAUUUUGGUGUGUACAGCAUGCAGUAGUGUACAGUAGCUGAAUUUGAACAAUCUUGUCUAGGCAGCAAUUUACCAGAUUGGCCCAUUAACUUGUAAAUCUAAAUACUCAAAUAAUAUUGAGGGCUAGGCGACUGCCUAUAUCGCCUAUAGGAAGAACCGACAUUGAGGGUAGUUGUACAAUGUAAUAGCAUACUAAGUUACUUUACAAACCUAAGCAAGACACUUGUGUAUAUUCAUGUAUUCAGCAUGAAACGUUGCUGUAGAAUGACUGUUUAAUAAACGCUUUAG